Messenger RNA from Betta splendens (Siamese fighting fish), 698 nucleotides. Its product is annotated as small integral membrane protein 11-like. The transcript has 3 exons. The record is from RefSeq and is a predicted model, not a curated record. NCBI's taxonomy places the organism in Eukaryota, Metazoa, Chordata, Actinopteri, Anabantiformes, Osphronemidae. Bases 136 to 339 code for a protein of 67 amino acids.
GCAAUUGCGUGUUGUUACUGUGAAUGCAAAAUGACCAGAAAAGAUUCGAUUGGUCCGUUAAAACAAGUCCCGCCUUCUCCUUAAAAACCUUCUCAUGUCCCACAGUGAAGAAGUUCCAUCACAAGAGAAGCUACAAUGAUUAACUGGAAGGCUUUGGACAACGUCCCCAUCCUCCUUUACAUCCUUGCCCUGAAGACACUGUUGUUGUGUUUGGCGUUUGCUGGGGUCAAGAUCUACCAAAGUAAGAAAGCAGAGCAGGCCCUGAAGAAGCAGCAAGCUGAGAAGAGGAGGUUAGCCCAGCAGACACAGGAGCUCAUUGACAACUUAAAGGAAGAUUGAUCAGAGGAGAGAAGCUGCUCUACACAGGCUGCUUCUGUCACAUAUGAGCCAGAUGUGUCAACAACAGGAGGACCUGCUGUGCUUCAGGAUGGAAUUUUGUGGUUGCAGUAUUGUGAUCAUUUGCAACAUAACCUUUUUAUAUGCCGUGAAAAUAUUUGGUUGCACCAUGAUCUUGUAAAAUGGAGUCCCGGAAUAAGGCUUUUCACCAUGAACUUGCCAAACAUUUUCUGUACUACAAAUUUCAGUUUGUGCUCUUCCAUUCAAGGACACUGUCUAAAACGUUCUUAUUUAUAUGAGUAGAGGAUGGCUUUUCUUCUGUGAUAUUCCUGUAAAUUAUAAUAAACAGUUCUGUGCCUACA